AUGAGUUCCCCUAGCGAGAUGGAUUCAUCAAUGAAUGAUGAUAAGCCUUCCGAAGCUUAUGAUGAAUUGGAGGAAAUGAAUGAUAGGAAGAGAUCCUAUGACGAUAAUCAGGAGGGGUACUAUCAAGAUGAAGGUGAGGAAGAAGACAGUAGUGCUCUCAAGAAGAGAAAAACCUCAGCCUCUAGCGCCUUUUUGUGUGGAAGUAAAACACUUGUCUUGUCAGGAUCAACAUCUAGCGUUACGGAAAAGUUCCUUGCAUCAAAGAUGCCUUUCCCUGAUGGAGUUUUAAAGUACAUCUUUUUGAAGGAUGCUGUAGUUAUUGAAUUUUUGGAUACGCACUAUGCUCUAAUGUUUUUAUACCUCUAUUAUGACACUGGUAUCCAAUGUGAUGAUGGAUCGGUGCUUUCAGUAGAGUUUAAUGAUAAUCUAGUUGAAGGCAUUACCGUAUCAAUGCCAGGUAAUCAAUCUAAGAGUUUAGGACAGAGUGGUAAAGUUUUGUUCUGUCUUAUCUAUGACACUUUCCCAGUCGAAAAUUUUGAAAAGCAUGGCAAGAUUAUCAAAUUUAUCAAACUCCCAGAAUUGGACAGAGCAAAGAGAGUUAUUAUGGAAUACGAAACUUUAACUGAUUCUAACAAUGCCUAUGAAAAGUUGAAAAACCAUCAAUCACUCAAGUUAUACAAGUCUAAAAUUACCUAUCUAGUUAAUAAUGAAGAGGAUGAACGUGCUGUUCAAAAAGUUCCAGAUAUGUCAAGCAGUGCAUCCAAUGAGAAGCUUAGCUACGUGAUUCAAAUCACAGGCUUUACUUCCAACAAGGUAAACUGUGAUGUCAUGUUCAUUCUAUUCGGUGUUUAUGGAGAUGUUAUUAGAACUAAGAUUGUAUUCUCAUCACCAAAACAUGUUGCAUAUGUGCAAUUUAAGGACAUUGAUGGUGCCCAAAGAGCUAUUAAGUUUUUGGGUAAGAAUGGAACACCUUGUCCACUUUACAAUGACUUUAUUGAUAUUUGCUAUGCUCCAUUCCAGGAGAUUGAUGAAUCUGAACCUCUUGAAGAAGGUGAUGAAAUUAAAUCCUACUUGAAUUCUCCUCUUCACAGAUUUACAAGAGGAAGUGCUACUGGUAGACUUAAGAAUAUUGAACAUGUCUAUCCACCAAAUAAGGUUCUAUGUAUCAGUAAUAUCAACAUUAACUCUCAAAACACUACAUUGGAAUCAGAGUUUUCUAGAUAUAACCUCAAACCUGAAAAUAUUAAAUUCUUUGGACACAAGCAAAAGUUGAACACCAAGAUGGGAUUGAUUACUUUCCCAACUGUUAAUGAUGCUGUAACAGCACUUGUGGAAUGUCACGAUAUUAAGAUUGAUAAUUUCCACAUUAACAUCAACUUUGCUGAUCAAAACAAUGGAGUUAGAACAUUCAAUAAUAAUCAAGGAAAUGGUGACAUGACUCAUCAAUUUAUGCACAAACCUAUGGGUAACUUUGCUUUUAACAACUCUCCUCAUAUGAUGAAGUUCAAUCCAACACCUUUCUUUGUUCAAAGAGGAAGAGGUGGAAUUAGAGGAGGCUUUAGAGGUAGAGGUAGAGGAAAUUAUAACAACUAUAAUAAUAGUAGUAACUAUCCAAAACAAGUACCUGACAAUAACAAUACCAGACAAUAGUUUAAAAUUAUACUAAAUAUCAAGAAAACCUAAAAUUAUUUAUUAAGUUUGAAAUAAUUUUUUAUUCAUAUUUCUAAAUAUGCACUAAUCAAUAUUUCUAUUUUCGGAAAUAAGUUCUUCUCGUAAAAAACUAAAUAGUAUUGAAAUAUUAUAGCGUUCAUGUCUAAUUCGAUUAUCAUUUCUAUUGUUUUUUAUUCUUGUAGUGAUAGUACAGAAAAUACGAGUCUUCCAUAAUAUCCGUUAUUCUUCUCAUUAAACCUCUACAUGGAGCUUUUGGCUGUUCUAAUUCAGUUAAACCAAAUGAUGGCAAAUUUUGAAAAUUACACAGAGAGAAUUGUUCCCACAGUUCAAAGGCCUUUGGUCUUUUAUAAUUAGGGUCUAUGAAUUGAUAUUUAUUCUUAUCAGCUGCAUAUAUUUUAAAUUUAGUAUAACUUUCGGAAUCUGUUAAGUCGUGAAGAAGAGUAUCCUGUUGUUGCGGUGAUGAUGAAUUAUUUGGACUAGUUUUUUCCGUGUUAUUGUUGUUGCUGUUUGGUUCCAUUUUUUUGAUUGAAGCAAACACAGUGUUUGCUCUAGGCAAAUUGAUUGUCAGAAAGCAAUCAAUAUAAUAAAUUCGAGUUUUUACAUUUGUUUU
This is a messenger RNA of Naegleria gruberi, 2281 nucleotides long. RefSeq names its product polypyrimidine tract-binding protein. The coding region runs from base 1 to 1650 and encodes 549 amino acids. Gene Ontology annotation, molecular function: mRNA binding. The transcript has 3 exons. The record is from RefSeq and is a predicted model, not a curated record. Gene Ontology annotation, cellular component: nucleus. NCBI's taxonomy places the organism in Eukaryota, Heterolobosea, Eutetramitea, Acrasida, Naegleriidae. Gene Ontology annotation, biological process: regulation of RNA splicing.